GCGUGGUAGUACAUCGCGGUGCCAUUCUAAGUUGCAUGUUGAAAGAGAAAGUGUUCUCAGCAGCAGCUCACCGGAUACCGCGAUACCGUCCGGUCGGAUUUUGCAUUCAGUGUGGAAGUACCUUCUCAUUAAUUAUGUUCAAAGUAUGGAUUGUGAUCGCGACGGUAUCCUUCGGAUAUGCCACAGCUGAUAAGAUCACUGCUGAUAACGUCCAACAACAGUUACUGUGAAGUGGUGUAAAGUAUCCAAGCGAAGUGUUAGAAGUACCAAAGCUGAUGGAAAAAGCUCCUUACAUAAAACAAUGUCGAGAGGGAGACUCAGAAAUGAUAAAAUGCUUCAUCGGAGCCAUCCACCACUUGAGGCCAUACUUGGCGCAGGGAAUUCCUGAGAUAGAACUACCCUCAGUAGAACCUUUCAAAAUGGAAGAACUCACCUUAUCUCUCACGACUGGACCAAAUGGAUACAGAGUUUCUCUGAAGGACAUCGACGUUUUUGGAGCUAGUAAUUUCACCGUCAGGAAAAUGAGGUUGAGUGAUGAGAAUAGGCCAUUCGAGUCUGUAAUCAAUAUUCCUGUAUUACGGAUCAAUUCACGGUACGAAAGUAGCGGAGUUCUGAUCAUCCUGCCAGCAAGUGGGAAUGGGACUUUCAAUGGACAAUUAGAGGGUGUGGAGGCCACAGUUAGAGGAAGGACAAGCAUCAAAGAGAAAGAAAGUCUGAAAUACCUCCAUGUGGAUGCUCUACAUGUCGAUCUAGUCGUGAGGAAUAUUCGAUUGCUAGUCAAGAACGUGUACAAGAAUAACGCUAUUUUAACUCAAGCAAUCAACCUCUUCCUUCGAGAAAACGGCAUGGAAGUCUUCAAAGUUAUGUUACCUCAGCUGAGGAAGAAGCUAGCCGUUCUAUUUAUGAGCAUAGCUAACUCGUUGCUCUCCCACGUACCACUUGAAGCAUUCUACUUACCAAAGGGACAAUAGUCGUACCUUGAUUCUUCUUACCCAGUGUUUGUACAUAUUUUGUUAUAUUGUGAAAUUUUAGUGUAGUUUAUAUGUGAUCUAUUUAAUGAUAGUAGGAAUAACUCGUUUUGUUAAAUAAAAUUUUAAAACUAUAGGAAGCUCAAUUGUUCCUGUGCAGAUGGACUUUGUUUUACUCCCCACGCCUGCUGACAUAGAAGUAUUGUAAUCGCCAAAAUUUUCGAAAAUGAUAUAUAGUAUCAUGUUUUUUGCAUGUUAUAUGAAACACAAAAAACCAUGUCACUCAUUUCCGUCGGUUAAUCUGUCGGUCUGUCCGCUAUAACUUGAGAAGUAACGCUCGGAUUUCGGUGAAAUUUUCACACAAUGUUACUACUAUAUCAAGGGCACAAGAGCUUUGUAGUCUUUGGAAAUAGGUUCAGUUGUGGCAGAGAAAAAGAAAAGGUCUAAAACGAAGUAAAAAUAGCUCCAACAUCGUUUUUUGACGUUUCAGGGGAAUUAGAUCAUUUUU
Acanthoscelides obtectus is the source of this 1476-nucleotide messenger RNA. NCBI's taxonomy places the organism in Eukaryota, Metazoa, Arthropoda, Insecta, Coleoptera, Chrysomelidae. The record is from the annotation of a GenBank genome assembly.